AAACGUCGGAGGUCAAUCAUGUAUUUCGAUUUCGAGGGCGCAGAAUAAAGAGAUUAAAUCAUUAAUUAUUUCUUCAUUAGUAAUGGUUAAUUAAAUUUAUGGGAAAUUAUUUAGAGACAGUGAUUCCAUUAUCAUUGAAAUUCCUACAUUCACCGUAAAAAAAAAAAUACACUGGACUUUGAAAUUCCUAGGACGAAUUUCGUCGAUAUAAUAUUUUCACCCUGUAGUCCCCUCCGUAUAAUUUCGAGUGAUUGAUGAUGGUAUCCCGAGUAUGCGCAGUGCUAUUAUCCCCAGAGGACCGGUUUUGUAUCUCAUAAUCUAGAAUAGUCGUCCUCCAGCUCUCGAGACUCCAACACGCGUCGAUUCGAAAUAAUUCGAAAGAAAAUCCGAGAGAGAAAUUCGUCGAACUUCCACUUGAGUUUUCCACUGGUCCUCCAGGAUGCUGACGAGGAGUUCGAGGCUCUGCCGAGGGUUUUUCCAAGGUAAGAGUCAAUGGAGAUUUUUAACGACCGCGGAACCGUCGGCACCUUCUGUGAGAACGGAAAUCCCAGGCCCCAGGUCCCGAGAACUUCUCCAGGAGCUGAACAAAUAUCAGCAAGCGGCAACAGUUCAAUUAUUCGCGGACUACGACAAAUCCUCCGGUAAUUACCUAGUGGACGUCGACGGGAAUACAUUAUUAGACGUCUACAUGCAGAUAUCAUCGAUGCCCCUAGGAUACAACCACCCGGCGAUGCUGGAGGCCCUGUCGAAUCCCCACAAUCAGCGAUCAAUCAUCAACAGACCAGCCCUCGGGGUUUUCCCAGGUGGUGAUUGGCCGGAGAAGCUGAAGAGUAUUUUACUGAGACCUGGAGUUGUUCCACCAGGUCUCACUCACAUCACCACGAUGAUGUGUGGCUCAUGCUCGAAUGAGAAUGCAUUUAAAAAUAUAUUCAUGUGGUAUGCCAACAAGAGGAGACAUGGACAGCCAUUCACUCAAGAGGAAAUGGAGACGUGCAUGAUCAAUCAGAGUCCAGGAUCCCCCAGCUACUCCAUCAUGUCUUUCAAAGGUGCGUUCCAUGGAAGAACCCUGGGAUCCCUCUCGGUGACCCACAGCAAAUACAUCCACAAGAUCGACGUUCCGGCCUUCGACUGGCCGAUAGCAUCAUUCCCCCAGUACAAGUAUCCCCUGGAGGAAAACCAGAGGGAGAACAGAGCAGAGGAUGAGAGGUGCCUGGCAGAGAUCGAGGAGCUGAUGGUGAAGUACGACAGGGAGAGGAAUAAUCCAGUGGCUGGAGUCAUCAUCGAGCCCAUCCAGGCAGAGGGAGGGGACAACCAUGGAUCCCCCUAUUUUUUCCAGAAGCUUCGACAAGUCACGAGGAAGCAUGGAGCUGCCCUUCUGGUUGACGAAGUCCAGACUGGUGGAGGGCCAACCGGAAAAAUGUGGUGUCACGAGCACUUCAACAUGGAUUCCCCCCCGGACAUCGUGACCUUCAGCAAGAAAAUGCAGUUGGGAGGAUAUUUCCACUCUGCUGAGCUCAAGCCCAACGUCGGCUACAGGGUCUUCAACACCUGGAUGGGAGACCCGAGUAAACUCAUUCUCCUGGAGGCAAUACUGAAUGUCAUCCAGAAGGAUAAUCUUCUGGAGAAGGUCUCGAAGGUCGGGGAGUACACGCUGGAGGGUCUGAAGGCCAUCGAGAAGGAGCACUCGACUCUCAUCAAUUCUUCCAGGGGACGAGGGACUUUUAUUGCCUUCGACGGUGCGACUGUCGAGCUCAGGGACAAAAUUGUGAAGAAUCUCCUGAGAAAAGGUGUUCAAGCUGGUGGAUGUGGUGCCAGAGCUGUUCGACUUCGUCCAGCCCUGACGUUCUCCCAUCACCACGCCGACGUAUUUUUAGACGCUCUACGUUCAGUCCUCAAGGAAUAAAAAAAAUAAAUCCAAACGAACGUCACAGUCAAGUCUUCCAGCAAUUACUGAUAUUUUUGUACAUCAUCCCCAGGGAAUGAACCUCAAAAAAUUACUUUAAAAAUCCCCACGUGAAUUUAUUUGGAGAGCUCAACGCUCCGCUCACAAAUAUAAAUAUACAAUCCAAAGAAA
Molecule: messenger RNA, 2074 nt
Organism: Fopius arisanus
Lineage: Eukaryota; Metazoa; Arthropoda; Insecta; Hymenoptera; Braconidae
Gene: Gabat
Product: 4-aminobutyrate aminotransferase
Exons: 7
Coding region: 440-1903 (487 amino acids)
Biological process (GO): GABA catabolic process
Cellular component (GO): mitochondrion
Molecular function (GO): pyridoxal phosphate binding
Source: RefSeq, a predicted model, not a curated record